AUGCUGAUUGAUCAGAAUCUGAUUACUAAGAUUGACUGUGUCUUUUACUUUAAGCUAACUUUAGAUCCCCAAUGUUCGUUCCUAAUUUGUGCAGCGUGCAGGGCGAUCAUCGAGGACUUCCACGCCUUUGUUGAGCAAGUAAAGCGCAAUCUGGUAACGCUGAGCGAGGGUUCAAGAUUAGUAAAGCAACCAGAUCCGGUGAAACCUGCAUGGAAUACGAUUCAGUUGGAAAUACUGUGCGAGUCAGAGACAACGGGUAGCACUCCACAAAACAUCAAUGUGCUUUCUGCCCAUUCUCUUGUCGAAGCGUUUGAUAAAUUCCAUCAGAGCUGGAUGCUCGAAGAGAACGUCAUUAAAACUGGCGAGGAAACACAAGCGCCUGAAGUCAGGAAUCUUAAUUUAGCGAAAGAAGCGUUGCCUGAAAUGAAACAGCAUUCAGUUAAAAAUAAACAAACGUUCUUCAAAGGUAGCGAAAUCAGCAAAGUCAGUAAACUUACACCCUCGCAGGCCGAAGCACACAUCGAUUCCGAGCUCACCAAUGAUCAGCUGGUACUGCGCCAUUACGAUUUGUCAUGCGAUCUUUGCUUGACACCAUUAACGGAUUUCGGUGAACUGCGAAAGCACUAUCGCUACGAGCAUAACUGCUCUGGGUAUCUUCUUUGUUGUAACAAGAAAAUUUACAAAAAAUGCUGGAUGAUAGAACACCUCCAGCUGCACCUUAAUCCCGAUGCAUUCCGUUGUUUGCUAUGCCGUAAAAGUUACUCUUCAAGCAAAGUUCUGAAGGAGCACACCAAAGAGGUUCACGCAACAGCUGCUGAUCGUACGUUGCGCUGUGACACUUGCCAGAAAGCGUUUGUCUCUAAAGCACACCUCAAUGCACAUAUAAUGGUAGCUCACGGAUCAGUUCCGUGUCCUGAUUGCGGGAAAGUGUUGGCGAGCCUUGGAUCGCUUCGUAAGCAUCGCGUUGCAAUGCACGGCGAGGGAGAGAAGCACGUGUGUGAAGUGUGUGCACGAGUAUUUCGCACAAAACAGUGCUUUUUGGUGCAUCGCAAGCAUCACGAAGGCCGGCGGAUGGAUAGCAGGGUCCAGUGUGGCGUAUGCUCAGUUUGGCUAACGGAUAAAUAUUGUCUCACGAAGCAUAUGCGACGCAUGCACACGGUGGCCGACUGUUCGUUGGAACCUUGCGUCGUCUGUGGCAAACAGCUACGCAAUAAGGACGCUUUGGCCUACCAUAUGCGCCGCGCACAUGCUGCAACUCGCUACGAGUGUGAACUUUGCCAUAAGCGCUUCAAAUUACUACACUACAAACGGGAACACAUAGCCAUAUACCAUACCGGUGAGGCGCUGUAUGGCUGCCCGUAUUGCACACAACGUUUUAGCACGAAAAACAAGCAAUAUCUGCACCGAAAAACAGUUCACCCGGCAGAAUACAAAGCGGAAGUUAGGAAACGCGUUCUGAGAGAGUAGAUCGUACCAAAUCGAAGUUCUUAAUGUAGAUCGCAAUACAUGUUAUAAACCAACUAUGUUGGUACUUUUCGGGGACUAGUCGAUUGUUACACGCUCCGAAUCAAUGAAUUAUUAUUAUUCUGCAUCUAAAAUCGCUGAGCCGUCUGGACUGCAACAGACUCCCUCGACUACUCGCCCUCGAGCGUCAGCCGGUCAUUCUUAAAUCGUCAUUCAAAUCUUGUCGAUGCAUUAUCAUUAUCUCGGCGCCUACCACGGCCUAAGAACACUCUGCGGACUGGAUCGUCGUUAUCCAUUCUCAUGACAUGCACAGCCUACCGGAGCUUGGUGAGACGUAUACGCUACACGACUGUAAGGUCACCGUACAGUGCGUACGGUUCGCUGUUGUACCUGUACACACAUUCCACAAAUACGGAGCCCAAAAUCAACCUGUUGACCGUCCACGGCGGAGAGUCAUCGUUACGAUGAUAUUGAAAGAAGGAAAACCCAUAGAGAACGAGGCAUUUCGUAUGAAACCCCAUAAAGGGGUCCAACUUUCUAGAGCCGUCGGUUCCUACCACGUUCCAGUAUUAAAUGAAUGUAAAACACAAAUAACAGACAGCAACGUAACACUACAAUAACAUUAUGAUCAUGUAUUACUUUGUUUUGUGCCAACUGAACUGAAAUGGCUUCGUCUACAAUCAGCAUUAGGGGGGCAGCGUUAAUCAUUUUCCACUUUUUAAAUACACCUUAAGCCGAUUUCGCUGUUAGCAAUAAACAAUAGGUGCCUUUCCUGGAAAACGAUCAUGAGACAGCUAUUAGUACGCUACAUCGGAUGGUUUUAUACGCAAAAUCACUGGUACGCUGGUGCAGGGCAAAAUCGCUACCUCGGUAACGACAGCCGUCACUAACUCCGGCGGCGUUACAUCGUAGUGAAGGUUUAAAAUAGUCAAAGAACUAAUCGUUUCCCAGCCGGUCAGCAUUGGCUUCGCCUCGGCUAAAUCACGCGUCCUCGGGGAUAGA
Molecule: messenger RNA, 2466 nt
Organism: Anopheles bellator
Lineage: Eukaryota; Metazoa; Arthropoda; Insecta; Diptera; Culicidae
Product: transcription factor grauzone-like
Exons: 3
Coding region: 1-1467 (488 amino acids)
Molecular function (GO): DNA-binding transcription factor activity
Source: RefSeq, a predicted model, not a curated record